Ctenocephalides felis (cat flea) is the source of this 885-nucleotide messenger RNA. It is a transcript of the gene Sod2, whose product is annotated as superoxide dismutase [Mn], mitochondrial. Gene Ontology annotation, biological process: superoxide metabolic process. The coding region runs from base 114 to 791 and encodes 225 amino acids. The transcript has 5 exons. The record is from RefSeq and is a predicted model, not a curated record. Gene Ontology annotation, cellular component: mitochondrion. Gene Ontology annotation, molecular function: superoxide dismutase activity; metal ion binding. Lineage: Eukaryota; Metazoa; Arthropoda; Insecta; Siphonaptera; Pulicidae.
AACAAAUCAAGUUCGUGCCUCAACCGGCAAUCCUUCUUAUAUUAUUUUAAAUGACCUUCGAUAUACUUUAAAUAUAUUAGAUUUGCCAUUUUUUAUAAAAAUUUGCAGUAAAAAUGAUUGUUGGUGGAAGAUCACUGAAACAUGCAACCAGGUUACUGGCGACACCAUUAUCAACAUCUGUAAGCAAUCGCAGUGCUCACCAGCUGCCGGAACUUGGUUAUGAAUAUAAUGCAUUGGAACCAAUUAUUUCAAGGGACAUUAUGGCUCUACAUCACAGCAAACAUCACCAAACAUAUGUCACAAAUUAUAAUGCGGCAGAAGAAAAAUUAAACGCCGCAAUCAAAGCAAAUUGCGUGCAAACAAUAAUCAAUUUACAACCUGCAUUGAAAUUCAAUGGAGGAGGACACAUCAAUCAUUCUAUCUUUUGGAAAAACCUUUCCCCGAAGGGGGGUAAACCAAGUGACCAGCUACAGAAAAUGAUUGAAUGUGAUUUUGGAUCUAUGGAUAAGAUGAAAACUGCUUUGUCUACAGCAGCUGUAGGUGUUCAAGGCUCAGGAUGGGGAUGGCUGGCUUAUAAUAAAACUGCUAAAAAGUUACAAAUAGCUACAUGCGCAAAUCAAGAUCCAUUGGAAGCAACCACUGGUCUGGUUCCACUAUUUGGAAUUGACGUCUGGGAACAUGCAUACUACCUUCAAUAUAAAAAUGUCAGGGCUGACUAUGUAAAAGCAAUUUUCGAUGUUGCCAACUGGGCAGAUAUUAGUGAAAGAUUGCAAAAUGCAACAAAAUGUUGAGCUGUGUCAAAGGCAGACAACACUGGAAUAUAGUUUUGCACAAAGUGCAAGAAAAAUUUACUGUGGUUUAGAUUUAUGAAUAUCAUAAGUACAU